This is a messenger RNA of Lytechinus pictus (painted urchin), 1296 nucleotides long. RefSeq names its product 5-hydroxytryptamine receptor 1F-like. Gene Ontology annotation, molecular function: G protein-coupled receptor activity; dopamine neurotransmitter receptor activity, coupled via Gi/Go. The record is from RefSeq and is a predicted model, not a curated record. The coding region runs from base 1 to 1296 and encodes 431 amino acids. Gene Ontology annotation, cellular component: plasma membrane. The transcript has a single exon. Gene Ontology annotation, biological process: adenylate cyclase-activating adrenergic receptor signaling pathway. NCBI's taxonomy places the organism in Eukaryota, Metazoa, Echinodermata, Echinoidea, Temnopleuroida, Toxopneustidae.
AUGGAGAAUACAACCACGUCGAUUCUCCGCAAUCUUUCUGACCUAAGAAUGACAGAAUCGAGUGAGGCGACUUUCCAGUUUUCAGUAAAAUCCAAGGUUGUUUUCUCCGUAGAACUGUUGCUGGCCACUGUGACCAUCGGAAUGAAUAUCGUUAUUCUGAUAGCUUUCCACAUCGAGAAAAGGUUGAGGACCUACUCCAACCAGUAUAUCAUCAACAUCACCAUUUCCGAUCUCCUUGUGGGGUUCAUCAUGUUGAUUCGUUCUACCUUCGCCCUCUACAGAACCUGGGUAUUUGGUGAUGCUCUAUUCUAUGUCUUUGUCGGCGUUCAGAACACUCUUCUUGGAGUUUCAGUUCUCGGUGUUAUUGCAAUUUGCAUAGAUCGUUACCUCGCAACCUGGUAUCCGAUUCAUCAUUUCCAAAGAAGAAGCAAAACGGUCGCACAUGUCGUUAAUGCUAUCACCUGGGUCUUGUCCAUUUCUUUCUGGAUACCAAUCGCAACAAUCUGGGACUUGGUUAGCGGAGGAAAAUCUAAGUCAAAGAGCAUUGUGUUCAGCCCAAAUUAUGGUAACCACGUGUAUUCUAUUGUUGGUGUCACACUCUGCCGCAUGGCCAUUCCCUUUGCUGUGAUCCUGGUUCUUUACUUGAAGAUCUGUGUUCGAGUCAGAACUAGACGAAGGGAAAGAAUUUUGAAGAGAUUCAAGAGGUCUUCGAAAGUUGGAGUUGGGACUGAACCUCUUGCGGUAAAGGAGUAUAAGAUGAAAAAUUCGUGGACGAAACCACGAGAUGAUAUUGAUUUAAGAAAUAAUGCUUCUCGAAACGGUGUAAAUCAUUCUUCUCACGACCAUACGAUUCCUUGCUCCUCAAAUUUCGGUCAACGUCGUAUCAGAGAACAGAUCAAGGUUAAGGAAAGUAAGAGAGGAGAUCAUUCUGGCAUUUCUAUUGUUGCGCCUUCAUCUGAAAAGAAGCCAGCACGUCAAAUUACUGAUCAUGGGGUAUCAACGACCAUAUCUGCAAGGUUGCAACAUCAACAAAACAACAAUGCUGGUCAUAUACCAGUUUCAGAAAACAGCAAAGUUAUGUUAACCCUGACAUUCAUAGUAGUAGCCUUCUUCGUAACGUGGUUACCUAACGCCGUUAGUUUAAUCUAUAAUAACGUGUUGACCAGUGACUACGUGUUGAAUGAAGUAACUCGCUGGAUCACCUUCAGCAACAGCUUGCUCAAUCCAGUUGCUUACGCUAUGGCACAGCCGUUGUUCCGUACCACAAUCGCGAGACUUGUAAAAUGUCGUAAAUGA